Messenger RNA from Lachancea nothofagi CBS 11611, 1815 nucleotides. The record is from the annotation of a GenBank genome assembly. NCBI's taxonomy places the organism in Eukaryota, Fungi, Ascomycota, Saccharomycetes, Saccharomycetales, Saccharomycetaceae.
AUGAUUCCUCGAUCGCGAGCAGUUAAGUCUAGAAGUCCGUGUACAGUUUGCGUGAAGCGGAAAGUCAAGUGUGAUCGUGAAGUGCCGUGUUCGAAUUGCAGCAAAAGAGGCCAACAAGAGAAAUGUAUAGCAUCUAACCGUGUCAAGCUAGACAAGGUGGGGGCCGAGCCUUUAGAAUACAAACAGGAAUAUUUGAAACUAUGGCAUGAAUAUAGGUAUUGGGUUUUCGACUGGGGUCUAUUGCAAAAUGCGAGUCGGCCAAGUGUACGGCAACAGUCGGAUUGGAAAACUCAAAUCGAACGGGCAGAUUACUGGAGCAAUAAGUUGAACAUGGACAUGUCAUUCAAAUUGCUCGACUAUUCAGUGGAGAAACUCGGUGGUCUCUAUUUUGGGGUUUUAGGAGACGUGGGAGAACUCUACAUGGAACUAGAGACCUAUUGGGCUCGUAUCAGGGGCGAUCGUGCUGAAUACGGCCCCGAGAGUUAUUUCUGGAACGCUAUUCUAUGGUCAGUUCUCACAUUAACUGUGCAUUACAUACCAUUGAGCGUCUUAGAGGCAAUUAUGUUUGAGACGCAGUUCUCAGAAUUUCCUACCGAAGUAGAGCCUAGGUUCACCGAGCAAUUGAGAGAUGAGCUGGUGAGCGAGUUUAUCAAUGUUACAAUACAAAUGUUGAAAAGGGCUAAUUUUUUGGAGUGUCCCAAUAUUAGAACGAUACAGACAUAUUUGAUUUUGGCUUCAACUCCAUUUCCCAUCCUUGAACCUGCAUUGGCAAAUAGCCUCUUGACCCAUUGUCUGCAUCUCGCCAAGUACUGGCAAAUAGACCAAUUCCGGCCUUUGGUAGCGGAUACUCCAGAUCUAAGACUCACAAAGCUAGCAUGCGAGAAAAUUUGGUAUCGGUUAUGCGUUCAUGACUACAAUCAAUCAGGUCGUAAUAAACCUUUAUCAAUUCACGAGAGCAACAACUCAUUGCUAAACCAUGCGGCUUUUUUGAUGGAUAAGCCCAACGUUGAUGUGUAUCAGAGUGAGGAAAUGUUUGAAACUCUUCUCUGGAAAGUGACCUCCCUGGAUAGGGACCUUGAAAGAUAUUUCACAAGCCAAACCAAACCGCCUCUCAAAACGCUGGACGCAGUUCAACGGCAAAUAGACAUUUUCCUUCAUAAGAUUGGCAAUCUUGACUCCAAAAGCUCCUCAAGCAUCAGAUGCGAAAAGUUUGUUGUUAGUUUUCUGUUAAACGUGGUCAACUGGAAGCUUAGCAAUUUGACCUAUACGUAUUAUGAUCAAGACAGCGGUGCUGCCAAAAUCACACAGUUGAGCACGUUGUUAAUAGCUCAAGUCUUGAACAAUAUUAAGAGUCAAAUGGACUACUUGAAUAGAUUACCGAUUGUUCUCGUAUCGUUGGUCAAGAUUCUUGGCUUUCAUUCCUUAUGCUUCAUCUUCGACAAAUCGGCAAUAAAUGAACAGCUGGCACUCGACAUCUCAGAAAUCUUUCAAAGUAAAGACCUCAAGUACAGCGGAUUGUUGAGGGCAGCAGCAGGAUUGUCUGAAAGGCUACGGGAAUUAAGGAAACUUUGGAAAACAGUGCGCAUCAUAGAUGAUGGGCAAACGCUCAAUCACCCGGUUUUUAGAAUACUGCAAGAUGAUAUUUCAAGGUUUCAAGAAGACAGCCGAAGACUAAAUCGAGUAUUUCUCAAAUCUGAUGACAUAGCUUUCGAAAGCCAGGAGGAAGAAGAAGCUCAAAGUUAUGAGUUUAUGCAAAUUGUUCGGCAGUUUGAGAGUGCGUUCAGCCUCCAGAAAAUUCUUGAUUCAAAAGUUUGA